AUGACCUCAACCUCUCUCCCGACGCCACUCCCUCUCAAUACCAUCGCUGACAUCAAUGCCACAGCGAAGCCCUUCAGUGUGUUUGAAGGCUGCGAACAUCUGGUGGAAGGCAUUCUCUUUGACCUGGCCAUACAGUGCAUCAAUGUAGUCGUGGGGAUCCCGGCCAACUUGCUUGUCAUUGCAAUCCUCAUCCACAGUCGCAAAACUCCCACAACCUCCGACAUAUUCUUGGGCUGCCUUGCUUUCAUGGAUAUCUACUUCGGUGCCAUGACCCCUCUCAGCUUAAUUAACCUUUACCACUGGCAUAGCAAAGAGGUGUGGUCUGCGCUUAAGUUUUCCUACGGUGUAAAAGACACGAGCGGGCCACUGUUCCUCUCCUGCAUCUGCCUAGAUCGCUUUGUGGCUGUGCUCUUUCCUGUCAUGUUUGGUCAGUUCAAACCCACCAAGUACAGGUUGAGCCUCUCAGUGCUGGUGUUAUGCCUCACCUUUGCCUACUCUGCAGCCAAAGUUGUGGGAGGCCUCCCCAACUUCGAGAAGGUGUUCACCGGUGAGAUCCUUGCGACAUUUAGUUGGAUGAUGUUGUGCAAUGGGUGCAUCCUGUGGGCCCUGAAGAGGUCCCGCGGUGCAGGGAAAGACGAGAUGCACCCCAUGAAGAAGAAAGCCUUCAAGAUGGUGCUGUCCAUACUUUGUAUCAUUGUGUUUAACUACCUGCCACCUGUAGCACUGUUUCCUUUUGAGGACUAUUACUCCCCUGAUGUGUUUCGCUGCUAUGUGCAGCCUGUGGGCUUCGCUUUCCUCAACAUCAGCAGCACCUUCCAGCCGCUUGUCUAUCUAUCUCGCCUUGAGAAGCUGCCUUUCCUCUCAGACACCUGCGUUAAGAAGUGCUGCAACUGUGUCUCCGCAGAGAACACAGAAACCCCACCUGCACAAAACCCAUCUGCUUAA
This is a messenger RNA of Anoplopoma fimbria (sablefish), 945 nucleotides long. Its product is annotated as G-protein coupled receptor 183-like. Gene Ontology annotation, molecular function: G protein-coupled receptor activity. Bases 1 to 945 code for a protein of 314 amino acids. Gene Ontology annotation, biological process: phospholipase C-activating G protein-coupled receptor signaling pathway; positive regulation of Rho protein signal transduction. Gene Ontology annotation, cellular component: membrane. The record is from RefSeq and is a predicted model, not a curated record. The transcript has a single exon. NCBI's taxonomy places the organism in Eukaryota, Metazoa, Chordata, Actinopteri, Perciformes, Anoplopomatidae.